AUGAGUGCUAGAUCAUCCAUCCAUUCUGGUUCUGUGUUGGCUCGGCUUCUAUGGCUGGUCAUCAUUUCGUCUGCUGCUACCUGUUGUUGUUGUUCCAGUGCUGCUGGGAAUAUCAGUACUUCGAAUGACGUCAAUGUUCGGUGUAUGGCGAGGGAAAAACAUGCUCUUCUUCAGUUCAAACAAGGGUUGGUGGAUGACUCAAAUGAUCUAGCCCCUUGGGAAAUCAUGGAAGAUUGUUGCGAGUGGACAGGAAUUGCAUGCGAUUUCCAAACAGGUCAUGUCAUCAUGCUAGAUCUCAGUAAUACUCAUUAUUUUAGUUUAAGAGGUGAGAUUGGUCCCUCACUACUUGAAUUGCCAUAUCUAUAUUACUUGGACCUCGGUUCUAAUUCUUUUAAUGGAACGAUUCCCAAGUUCUUAGGUUCUUUGAGUCGGUUGAAAGUACUCAAACUUGGAUACAACAGGUUUAGCGGAUUCAUUCCUCCCCAACUUGGCAAUCUAUCCAAUUUGCAUACUCUUGAUCUUUCAUGGAACUAUGUUACUUCUGAUAAUCUCAAGUGGGUAUCUCGGCUUUCUUCCUUGAGAUACUUGAACAUGUCAGCUCUUAAUUUCUCUAGUGCUGUAAAUUGGGCCCAAUCUAUAAGCCAGCUCCCUUCACUGAUAUUGCUUCAGUUAGGUUCAUGUGAUCUUCCUGAUGUUGAUACGGCAUCACUUUCCUUUAUUAAUUCUUCGACCUCUCUCCAAGUAUUUGAUCUCUCUUUCAAUUUCCUCAUCAGUUCUUCAGUAUUUUAUUGGAUAGGCAGUGUCAGCAAGAACCCUGUUUCCAUUGACCUAUCUAAUAGCAGGAUUAAAGGUCCCAUCCCAGAUGCUUUCACAAACAUGGAUUCUCUGUUAUCUCUUGACCUCUCUUCUAAUCAACUUGAAGGUGGCAUACCAAAAUCCUUUCGAAGCCUAUGCAGAUUGGAAAAAUUGUAUUUAUUGUCAAACAAUUUUUCAGACAGACUUGAACAAUCUAUAGGCAACUUGUCUUGUGCACAGAAUACCCUUAAGUCACUCAACUUGAGUGAUAAUCUGUGGUGGGGGCCAUUUCCUGAUGAUCUUACAAGAUGUUACAGGUCUUUCAUUGUUAUCAUCGAUAGAUCUUUCCGAUAA
Messenger RNA from Rosa chinensis, 1149 nucleotides. Its product is annotated as receptor-like protein EIX1. Bases 1 to 1149 code for a protein of 382 amino acids. NCBI's taxonomy places the organism in Eukaryota, Viridiplantae, Streptophyta, Magnoliopsida, Rosales, Rosaceae. Gene Ontology annotation, molecular function: protein binding. The record is from RefSeq and is a predicted model, not a curated record. The transcript has 2 exons.